Heterostelium album PN500 is the source of this 987-nucleotide messenger RNA. RefSeq names its product CBS domain-containing protein. The transcript is spliced from 4 exons. NCBI's taxonomy places the organism in Eukaryota, Evosea, Eumycetozoa, Acytosteliales, Acytosteliaceae. The coding region runs from base 1 to 987 and encodes 328 amino acids. The record is from RefSeq and is a predicted model, not a curated record.
AUGGGUUUCAAACUUUUUGCACCACCUACAAAACAUAAGGAUCCUGGAAAUUAUGUUUAUCCAAAUUUAACAGAUUCAACUGGAAGUCUCAAUGAAUUGCCUUAUACUUUUCUUGAUGAAAGAAGAAUCUGUGACUUGUUGGAUAGCGAAGAGCCAUAUUGGGCUUCGAAACGUAACAGAAAGUUGGUAACCAUCAAGGGAAAUGAAACCAUCAUCAAUGCGAUGGAGAUCAUGGCAAAGAAUCAAAUUCUAUCACUUCCAGUCGUUGAACCAGAGAAUGAAAAAGAGUUCAUGGGAUUCAUUGAUAUGGUUGAUAUCAUUCAUUCCAUUUUGUGUUAUUAUACAACAAAUGAAAAUACAAAGAAUUGUGAAAAUCAAUCAAAAUAUGAUAAUUUUAUUCCAGUCGAUUUCAGAGGUACUCUUCGCCAAUUGAUUUCAGAGGUGUUCCAAAAGGAUAUUCAUAGAGUCAUUGUAUUCAAUGAUGAUGCCGAUGGAAUUGGAAUUCUCAGCCAGACUGAUAUGAUCAAGUAUUUUUUGGAAAAUUUAGAUUCCCUCGGAGAAUGUGUUCACAAAUCUGUUGAUGAACUCAAACUCAUUGAUAACAAAGUUAUCUCCAUGCAUGAGAAUGGUAUUUCAAUCCAUGCCUUCUACCUUAUGCUUUUCCAUGCUGUCCCGGGCAUUGCUAUUGUCAAUGAAAAUAACGAUUUGGUAUCCUCUAUUAGUUUGUCUGAUUUAAGAGGAUUAAAUGCUGAUUCAUAUCCGAAUCUUUUGAAACCAACUGGAGAGUUCCUGAACAAUAAGAAGACAAUAACCUGUACCAAAGAAACAUCGUUGGAGGUGUUAAUGUUGACUAUGUUUGAACACAAGAUACAUAGAGUCUGGGUGGUUGACUCGAAAGAGUCUAAAAAAUGUAUAGGUGUGAUUACAAUGGUUGACAUUAUGAAAUACUUUGCUACCUACUAUGGAGCUAAACUUGCCACCAAAUAA